Messenger RNA from Eremomyces bilateralis CBS 781.70, 1267 nucleotides. RefSeq lists its product as uncharacterized. The transcript has a single exon. Bases 230 to 820 code for a protein of 196 amino acids. Lineage: Eukaryota; Fungi; Ascomycota; Dothideomycetes; Eremomycetales; Eremomycetaceae. The record is from RefSeq and is a predicted model, not a curated record.
AUCAACGAUUAUGGGCGAUGCUCCAUCUCCAACACUGACGUAGCACAAUGGAACAGAGAUCUUAUGCUUGCAUUUCAGGCAGAACUGGAAAUAAAUCCAGAGGCUGACCUGAUGUCAAUGUUCUCCAACUCAUAUCGUCUUGAACAUCAGAAAUCCCAAUAUCGUCAGCUCUCUUAUCCUGCGAAAAUCAGUCUCCGAACCUUGCAUGAGCUCCGUGAUACACUAAGGGAUGAACCAGAAGUCAAUAUGCUGUCCAAAUUUCCGAAAAAUUAUAAUCGCAGGAUUACAAUGGCGACUGGACCGAAGGUUUUGCCGCUGGCCGAGAAAGGUACACCCGAGUCGCAAGGCCCUGAGUUCCGCACACGUCUUGAUCUUGCCGAGACUGCCACGGUCGUCUUUCCUUUGUCUAAGGAGGUGGCCACUCUGCUGGCGCAAUUUUCAGGAGAUCCUUUGGAAGAUGGGCCGAGUGAAAACGGGGAAGCAAGCACUGAUUGUGCCUUUGAAGCAAUUUCUUUCGAAAUCGCCAAAGCUGUGGGAGAAUCCUGUUAGAGGUGUUGUGGUUAAGUGCAACGACGACAUUGUUGCCAAAGUCAUCUUAGGAAAUAGGAAUUACACGGAAUACACGAGCAUGGAAUUCCUUGCUGAGCGGGCGCCCGAUAUUCCUGCUCCGAGAUCCCACGGCUUGAUCCCGUUCGGUCCUUUUCGCGUUAUUUUCAUGUCCUACAUUCCAGACACAACAUUGGCCCAAGCAUGGUCUGGCCUGUCACACGAGGGAAAGUUAUCGACCCAACAGCAGCUGGAAGACAUUUUCUGCAAUUGAGGUCUCUUCGACAGGACGAGGGAAAGGCGCUUGGGAGGACAGCGGCUUUUAUCUGGCGUACUAUGAGUGUACUACCCUAACACGCACCCUGAGCCUGGUGGAUGAAGACGACUGGUAUCUCCACUUGCCAAGGAGCAUCUCGCCUUCAAAAUUUCCUAUACGUUGGCUUGUUGAUCGACUUUGGGGGAUUCAUGUCCGGUCCACAUGGCUAAAACCUUGGAGGGCACUUCGGGACGAACAGAAGUCUCUCCCUAGCUUCCGAUCCCGUUCCUGAGCGAUUAUUCUCGAAGUUGGUCGAAGAGCCAUCAGUCAGAUGGUUGUCAAUCUUGCCUGCAAGAUGCUGAUGCCUACCGUUUGUUUGUGUCCUAGAUCGUAACGGACUGAUGCCGUAGUAUACUGGUUUUACUUGUGUGAAGUAUAGAUGUGAAGUUCAAACUGUGUAGCCCG